AUCAUUCUUCGACUUCACAUUCUAAUCAGUGAUACUGGUACAUACAUUCAUCCCUCCUUAAUUAACUGAUCCUGAAUAAAUAUAGUAUAGUAUCCUCUCACCUUCUAAUUCCAUCGUGCAUUCACACCAUAUAUACACGCAUGCAUAAACCUCUUCGUAUCCCUUCCCAAAACUACGUACAUAUAUAAAUAGUCCCCAUCGCGCCACACCUCUCUCAACCAACAUUAACACUAAUAAUAAAUAAUAAAUAUUUUUACUGUUUCUACGUACGUGGUACGUGACUUCAUGGCGGCCUCCGCUUCAUUUGCCGCACUGGACCUUCUCCUCCUCCUUUCUCUCUGUCUCAUCGUGAUAUCCCUCAAACCAAUGCCCACCAACGGCUUCGCCGUCGACCUCAUACACCGCGACUCCUUGCGCUCUCCGCUCUACGACGCCUCCCUCUCCGCCCCCCAGCGAUUGCGUGCCGCCGCGCGCCGCUCCCACGCGCGCGCCGAGCUCCUCAGCCGCACCUUGUCGCCGGCACGUGCGGCUACGGCGCCGUCCUCCGACAACGACGGCAGCAACAACGGGUCCAUCGAGUCGGAGGUGGUGGCCAACAACUUCGAGUACCUCAUGACCAUCCACGUCGGCUCCCCGCCGAACAAAAUCCUGGCCAUUGCCGACACGGGCAGCGACCUCAUCUGGACCAACUGCGAUCCUUGCCAGCAGUGCUACCAGCAGGACGCUCCUCUCUUCGACCCCCGCAGCUCCUCCACCUACUCCGACCUCACGUGCGGCUCGUCCCCGUGCUCCCAGCUCCCCGCCACGGAAUGCGGCGGCGUCGACCAGCAGUCGAGCGCAUGCAAGUACGUGUACACGUACGGAGACGGAUCCCACACGGUCGGAAACCUCGCGAGCGAGACGCUCACCUUCCAGACGGUCGGCGGGCGGCGCGUAAACUUUCCGAACGUCUCCUUCGGAUGCUCGCACGAAUCUCAAGGCACGUUCGACCGCCACUCGGCCGGGCUCGUCGGCCUCGGGGGCGGCCCGCUAUCGCUCGUCUCCCAGCUGGGCCCCGCCAUACAGCACAAGUUCUCCUACUGCUUGAUCCCCUCGUACGCCGCCGCUGCGAACUCGUCCGCCAACUUGACGAGUCGACUGAGCUUCGGCGCCGGUGCCGUAGUCGACGGUAGAGACGCCGUAUCUAUGCCGCUCGUGGACGGCGAGGUUCAGACCUUCUACACCGUAUCUCUCGACGGAAUAAGCGUCGGCGGCGAGGAUGUCGACGUGCAAGGCGGCGGCAGCGGCGACGGCAACAUAAUAGUCGACUCCGGGACGACGUUGACCUACCUCGUACCGGGCGUGCUGCGACCGUUGGAGGCGAAACUUAAACGGUCGAUCCAGCUGCCGAUUGUCAAGGAUCCGGAGGGGCUGUUCGAGCUGUGCUUCGACAUCUCAAACGCGGCGUCCGAUUUCGAGUUCCCGGAGAUUGCGUUGCGGUUCGGGGCUGCGGCGGUGGUGCUGAGCGCGUCGAACGCGUUCGUGCGUCAGGAGGAUGGCGCGGCGUGCCUGGCGAUGGCGACGGGGAGCGGCCUGUCGAUUCUGGGAAACAUAGCGCAGCAGAAUUUCCACAUCGGGUAUGAUCUGCAGGAGAGGAAGCUGUCGUUUGCUAAGACCGACUGUGCCACAACCUCAAUCUAAGUUGGAAGGGUGGUGACCGACGGCUGACAACCGAUCCGAUUAAUUUCUCAUUAGAGUCUUAGCCUUUUAUUUCAUAGUCUGGUUGUUUUGAGAUAGAUAUAAAAACAUAUGGUGCAUAUAAUUUGUUCUUCUUGUUUUAUGUUGUUUACCUGGUUAAUAUGACGUCUUAAUUUCUAUGUCACCUUUUCCCACGCCCGUGUUAUUUAGUGCCCUGAUCAUGUCCUUUUUACUGGAAUAAUAUGCAUAACCGUUGUUUUUUAGUACUUCGUUUACUUCCUGAUUUGGGCAUCGCAGAGUGCGCUCAGC
Molecule: messenger RNA, 1986 nt
Organism: Ananas comosus (pineapple)
Lineage: Eukaryota; Viridiplantae; Streptophyta; Magnoliopsida; Poales; Bromeliaceae
Product: aspartic proteinase CDR1-like
Exons: 1
Coding region: 286-1680 (464 amino acids)
Biological process (GO): proteolysis
Cellular component (GO): extracellular region
Molecular function (GO): aspartic-type endopeptidase activity
Source: RefSeq, a predicted model, not a curated record